Lagopus muta (rock ptarmigan) is the source of this 2211-nucleotide messenger RNA. It is a transcript of the gene TMEM17, whose product is annotated as transmembrane protein 17. Gene Ontology annotation, biological process: non-motile cilium assembly. The transcript has 4 exons. NCBI's taxonomy places the organism in Eukaryota, Metazoa, Chordata, Aves, Galliformes, Phasianidae. Bases 462 to 1229 code for a protein of 255 amino acids. The record is from RefSeq and is a predicted model, not a curated record. Gene Ontology annotation, cellular component: ciliary transition zone.
UUGAAAAUCACUUCCUCCUCAUCUCUUCUGAAGGUCUUCAGGUUGGUUUGCUUUGGGUUUUUGGCCGGUUGGUUGGUUUUGUUUGGGAGGGAAGGCUUGGUGCCGAUUCCUGCUGCCACAUUUGAUUUGCAGAACUCUGCAGUCACAUAGCACACCAUCCGUCUGCUCGUAAGCCAAGUGGAUUUCUCAGAAGUUGAGCUUUAUCGGCCGUCUCUUUCUGCGGCUUUCCCAGUGGGAUAGAAAGAAAUUAAAUUUAAACCCGGCUUUAAAUUAUUCAGAGGUAAUUGAGUCUGGAAAGUCAUACUCGAGAACGAUCAGCCGGUAAAGUACCAAAAUGCGAUUUUGGGGGAGAGGAAAUGGGGAGGAUUUGGGAGAACUGACGCGUCACACCAGGCACAACGAAACCACUGCUGUUAUCGCUCCUUGUAGUGCAGGGCACGAGCUGCUCCUUCAUCCUGGCGAUGCGGAACGCAGUUCCCUGCCCGCAUCGCUUCUCCCCAGAACGAACCGGCACCGCACCGCGCUUCGCCCCGGCACCUCUCCACGUCUCCACCGCGCCUGCGCGCUCCCGCCCCGUCGCCAGGACGACAGCAGCCCGCGGCAUGUCGCUGCCCGAGCCCCUGCGGCGCCGGCUGGGCUCCUUCAGCCGCACCGUUUUCACCGACAGCCGCCACGCCGGCCCGCAGUACCCCAGCGAGCGCGCAGAUAACGAAAUACUUUCCAGUUUACCACUACAGAUGUCCCUCUAUUUCAACGUUUACUUUUUCCCAUUUUGGUGGCUCAGCACAGUUGUUAUGCUCCAGCUGAAGUAUCCAGUCUUGUCAGAUUACUACAAAUUCAUCCUGGUCACAAUCAUGAUCCUGACUUCUAUAAUAGAGGUCAUUCGACUCUACCUGGGAUACAUGGGCAACCUGCAGGAGAAGGUCCCUGAGCUGGCUGGGUUUUGGCUCCUGACUCUCCUUCUGCAGUUACCUGUAAUUCUCUUCUUGCUAUUUAAUGAAGGUCUGAACAUUCAGCCAUUGGAAAGAUCAGUUAAUAUCAUCUUUGCCCUCUUCCUCAUCUUCCAAGUUAUUGCAGCCUUUGUCACCCUGAAAAGAAUGGUAAACAAACUGGCAGCUCACUUCCACCUUAAUGAAUUUGACAGGCUAGAGGAAAACCCUGCGCGUCAUCAUUAUGGCUCAAGUAAAGAAGGGAAUAUACUUCCCAUGGCUAGUAUGGGUCCAUGCUGAGGAGUAUCAUACAACAAGUUUGGGCUGGGGAUCAAGCACUCAGGGCCUGAGACACUAACAGAGGCAGGCCUUAUGAUGCUACAACUCUGUUCCAUUUUGUUGGGUCAUUAUCUAUACUUCUACUUCAGAGACAUUAAGAAAUAGACCGUAAGUGCCAACAUUAAACCUCAGAGUUGAGCUCCACUCUGCAAGAAAAAUCAAAGCCAGUGAUGUAAGUUGCUGAAUGGACCAAUUAAUUUGCACACUGUUACUGGGUAAAGUACCUACAGGGUAAGUUUAUGGGUUUUACAUCUUAAAAAGUCAUGUGCCAUUUCUGAAGAACAGAAAUCUAUUUUCCUAACUGUUUGCACACAGACAUAUUUUGUUUACAAUAAAUUCUUUUUGUAUGUUUGUAUUUACAUCAGUUUUUUGUCUAUUCUUCCAGAUGCUGUAGAUAUGUAGUUAAGCAAAAACAAGCAAGAAUCUUGAAGCCUAGAAAAAACAGUAGGGGUGGCAGUGAUGAGAGACUACAGCUUGGGGUGGUCUUCCAGAUAAUUCCAGCACUAGGAAUUCCUUACUAAUAAACUAGGGUGGAGUUGUGAAAGUAUUCUUUCGCUCAAAACUCCUGCACUCCUCCUCUUCUUCAGUUUCAGUAAUUGCUGAAUGCUCAUUUUUUUCUGUCAGGGAGGGAUAAAAUAAAAUGCAUUUUUCAUCUGAAUCCUUAGUUUUCAGUAGGACAAAAGUAAGCAAUUUUCAGAGCUGGCACAAACAUCCAGACUGCUCGAAGAAAGGUAAAGAAGUCUGAUGUGAAAAAGGCAGAGUAUACUUAAAGCUGUUGUGUGGUUAAAGCUCAUAGAACCUUUGUGAAAAAGGAAAGCGUUGCACUUUGUUUUAUGCCAGAACUCUUUGUUUCAGUGCAUGAGUGAACAUACAACACAUUCUAUUGAGUUUCCUUUUCUUAUUUUGUUAUUGUAGACUGUACACUAUCAAGGCACAUACCCCU